UCAUCUUAUUUAUCUGGAAAUGACUUAUACCCCAUGGUUUCAGCCUCAAACUUCUAGGAAUUAGUUUUGAGUCAUGGCUUCCAAAUGCAUCGUCUCUCAUCUCCAUUUGUAUCCCCACCUUUCUCUUCACUCUGCUAUACCUCAUCAACAUCCUAACUUCUCACGCCUUCCUCCCACUAACGUAUCCUUACCAGUCAAAUUUAAGGCCUCGUUUCCGAAAAGAUGUAUCAUUUUAGUCCCCAGGGCAUCAUCAUCGUCUUCAGGUCAAUCCAGUGUUGGAAAAAAGUUUUAUGAAUUUGAUCCUCAUCCAACUCUCACCAAUGAUGACCUCAAGCCGACAAGACCAAGUCAAAGGAACUACCACUGGAAGCAAAUGGCCAGACAUUGGGUUGGUCUUGUUGUUGGUGUUCCAGCAUAUUACAUGGCAGGUAGUCUUGUUGAGCUGGGGAUGGCUUGGUGGCAAGGGAUUGCCACUGUUGUUGCUGCCAACAUGAUUUUGUUAGUGCCGUUAGUCCUCACGGGUCACCCUGGCACCAAAUAUGGAAUCUCUUUCCCUGUCCUGGCGAGAUCAUCUUUUGGCAUUCGUGGUGCACAUGUUCCUACUUCGCUUAGUGCUUUGGUUUGUUGUGGGUGGUAUGGGAUAGAGAGUUGGAUUGGAGGUGAGGCUAUCUACCUUUUUCUCCCAAACUCCAUUAAACAAUCUUCCUUUUCUCAACCCUUACCAUGGCUUGGCACUUCCCCUCUUGAAUUCGCUUGUUUUAUUGCCUUUUGGUUGGUCCAGCUGGUCGCAGUUUUGAAGGGUAUGGAAGGGGUUAAAGCCUUCCAAAAGUACGCAGCACCCACACUGAUCAUGCUCACAUCUUUUCUUCUCAUUUGGGCUUAUGUCAAGGCUGCUGGUUUGGGCCACUUACUAAACAUGUCCUCUAGGCUAUCCUCCUCGGAGUUUUGGUCUUUGUUUUUCCCUUCCCUCACAGCUAAUAUAAGCUUCUGGACUACCAUAGCACUCAACAUUCCAGAUUUUACUCGGUUUGCCAAGACUCAGAGGGAUCAAAUUAUUGGUCAGGCCGGCCUUCCUAUCUUCAUGGGAUUAUUUACUUUUGUUGGCCUAGCUGUAACAUCUUCUACUCAAGUUAUUUUCGGCCAUGUUAUCUCUAAUCCAAUUCACCUUCUUGGCCAAAUUGGAGGAUUGACAACAAUGAUACUAGCCAUUCUAGGAAUAAGCCUAGCCACAAUGGCAACCAACAUUGCAGCCAAUGUCGUUGCGCCAGCAAAUGCAUUGGUCAAUCUCUACCCUUCCAAGCUCACAUACAGAACAGGUGCUCUGCUGUCAGCAUUGUUUUGCGUUGCGUUUCAGCCAUGGAGACUGCUAAAAUCUAGUGAGAGCUUUGUAUAUACAUGGCUAGUGGGAUACUCAGCGUUGUUGGGUCCAAUCGGUGGCAUUGUCUUAGCAGAUUAUUAUCUUAUUCGGCAAACCAAAUUAAGCCUCAAGGACUUGUAUUCUUUAAGUCCCGAGGGGGCUUAUUACUAUUGUGGAGGCUUCAAUUUGGCAGCAUUGGCAGCUCUAGUAAUUGGGAUUUUGCCAGUAAUCCCAGGAUUCUUGCAAAAAGUGGGGAUUGUAUCAUCAGUUUCAGAUGCUUUUGUUGUCAUAUACAACAAUGCUUGGUUUUUCAGCUUCUUCUCUGCAGGUCUAUUAUACUGGAUUUUGGCAAGUUUGAGUUUUGAGAGGGAAACAAAGUAAACAUAUACCCUUUGAUUGAUCCCCUUUUGCCACCCGCAACCUAAGCUAAAACUUCUCAAAUAUACUACAUUUAGUUUCUCUUUAUUCCAUUGUAUACUUUAACUUGAACCAUUUAGACUAUACUGUGAGGCCAUUAUUAUGCAGAUGUAAAAGACUACGCAAGCCUGCACCUGUACUGUCUAGCUUUUUCAUGAAUAAAACCCGCACUACUGCCAUUCAUUCCCAA
Gossypium raimondii (Peruvian cotton) is the source of this 1964-nucleotide messenger RNA. Its product is annotated as purine-uracil permease NCS1-like. The coding region runs from base 74 to 1738 and encodes 554 amino acids. Gene Ontology annotation, molecular function: nucleobase transmembrane transporter activity. Gene Ontology annotation, biological process: nucleobase transport; transmembrane transport. Lineage: Eukaryota; Viridiplantae; Streptophyta; Magnoliopsida; Malvales; Malvaceae. The record is from RefSeq and is a predicted model, not a curated record. The transcript has a single exon. Gene Ontology annotation, cellular component: plasma membrane.